Molecule: messenger RNA, 2886 nt
Organism: Myotis daubentonii (Daubenton's bat)
Lineage: Eukaryota; Metazoa; Chordata; Mammalia; Chiroptera; Vespertilionidae
Gene: RCSD1
Product: RCSD domain containing 1
Biological process (GO): skeletal muscle contraction; protein localization to endosome; retrograde transport, endosome to Golgi
Cellular component (GO): WASH complex; early endosome
Molecular function (GO): retromer complex binding; actin filament binding; phosphatidylinositol phosphate binding
Source: RefSeq, a predicted model, not a curated record
GGCCGGCUGUCCCGCAGCAGCUAGCGGAGCGGACGGCAGCCCACUAGCCCUGCCGCUGAGCGGGACCUGGUGCGGCAGGAGCGGGGACAGCGGCACCGUGAGCGUGGGCAGAGGAGUGCAGUGGCACCUGGAGGACAUGGAGGAAAGACCCGCGGAGACCAACGCCAAUGUGGACAACUCGGCGUCCCCCUCGGUGGCCCAGCUGGCCGGGCGGUUCAGGGAGCAGGCAGCCGCGGCGAAGGAGAAAUCACCACCCAACACAAGCCACCUUCCCAAGGUGAAGGUGAAGAGCUCUCCUCUGAUCGAGAAGCUUCAGGCCAACCUAGCCUUCGACCCCGCCGCCCUGCUGCCUGGGGCCUCACCCAAGAGCCCUGGCCUCAAGGGCGCAGUGUCACCAUUUCACAGCCCACCUUCCACGCCCAGCAGCCCCGGCGUGCGGUCUCGGGCCAGCGAGCCAGAGGAGGUGCCCAUCAGCUUCGACCAGCCUCCAGAGGGCAGCCACCUGCCCUGUUACAACAAGGUGCGCACCAGGGGCUCCAUAAAGCGGCGCCCCCCGUCGCGGCGGUUCCGCAAGUCGCAGUCGGAGUUCGGGGAGCUGGGCGAUUUCCGGGCGCCGGAGCCGGCCCAGGAGAACGGGGCCCGGGAGGAGGCCGGGGACCAGGCGCUCCCGCCCCAGAGCCCGGCCCCGGGCUCCCCUCCGCCCGGCGAGGAGGCGGGACGGGGCGCCAGCCGGACCCCGGGGUCCCCCGAGGGGCCCCCUCUGAGGAGGACGCCCAGCAGGACGGACCCGCAGGAGGGGGAGGCCCGGGCCCCCGAGGAGGCCGCGCCCCCGGCCCCGGGCGCCGAGGAGAGCGGGUGCGGGGGCCCCGCGGAGGCCGGGCCGGCGGCGGAGCAGAGGGAGGAGGCCGGGGAGCCCGCACAGCAGGGCCCGGACACGCAGCGGCCGGAGGCGGGGGCUGGGGGGCAGGGGAGCCCCCGGAGCCCCCCUGGCGGCGCGGAGGGCAGCCUCGCCCCCGCAGAGGGCAGCGGCGAGGAGGAGCACCAGGAGGGGGCUGCCCAGGAGCCCGGCUGCACCCCCAGGACCAGCCGCGAGGGCCCCGAUUCCGAGGACAACACUCCUGUCCAGGACACGAGGAUGUAAAGAGGAAGCCCUGUGCUGGGCAGCGAAGGGGCUAGAGACAGCUCCUCCAAAGUAGCAGCCGCAAUGGUAGCAGCAAAUGAGACGUCAGCAGCGGACUGCGGGCAGGAGUCCACCUGAAGACACGGGUCGUGCUUCCUGGCCUCCACCCCUGCCCGGCAGAGACUGGGGCUGAGGGCAGCAGAUUUUAUCAGCUUGCGUUUGUGUUAUUUGAUGGACUUGGUUUAGAAAACAAAAACAAAACACUUAUUUAAAACAAUUUGCAAGAGUGACUACUCCCUGGGGAUACUGGUCAACCCCUGGGUCCAGACACUGUCCACUCGCACCCACCCCUGCGCUGACCUCGGGACGGACUCUGACUGAGCUGAUCGGGUUGUGUGUAAAGUGCUAGCCUUUUACUGCCCGAAAGUUUUUACCUGCUCUAAUGUAAGCAAAACCCAAUUUCAGGUGGCCAGAAACGAAAAAGAAAAUAGUAUUGCUGAAAAUGUGAAUCCUGCGACAAAAAGACCUUAAAUUGUGCCAAGACCCCGAGACAGCCUUCCAGCAGGGCCCAGAUGUGAACUAGCCAGUCAGCUCUUAAAACACUGGACUAGGGUCCUAGCUUGUUUGGCUCAGUAGAUAAAGGUCCCGGUUUCAAUUCCAGCUAAAGGCACAUGUCCAGGUUCUCGGCCCUCAGUGCGGGGCAUGCAAGAGGCAGCCAACCAAUGACUCUCAUCAUUGAUGUUUCUAUCUCUCUCCCUCUCCCUUCCUCUCUGAAAUCAAUAAUAUAUAUAUAUAUACACACAAAACAUAUAUAUAUAUAUAUAUAUUAAAACAAAACAAAAACAAAACACUGAACUAGGAGAGAUAAUCAUAGAAACAAAAAACAGUGCAUCUGUGCCGGCAGCAGGAGCUUUUGUGGUUUCCUAGGUGCCUUCUGUCGGGAGGAGGAAGCGGCAGGGAGCAGAUCCCGUGGACAGGCCUCCGUGGACAGGCCGAUCCAGUAGGUCUCUGGGCUCUGCUGUAGCUCCCCAUCCUGAAAGCAGACCAGUGCGGACGAUGCUUGCCCGCUGAUUCAUCCAGGGAGGCCUUGAGCCGUUCCUGGGAGAUGCCUUGAGCGCUGGGAUGUGCAAACUACAUAAUAAAAACGCCCUCCCCGGCUUCCCUGGGAAGCCCAGCUCUCCUGCUGCCUCCUGAGGGCUGGCGGGUCUUCAGUCCAUUCUCACGUAGCUCUUGCUGUCUGCUCUGUGGAGGGGACCGGAGGCUUUGCAAGGACGGGGCCUGACUCCCCACUCCUUGGCUCAGAGCCUCUCCCCCAUAAUGCACUCCUGCUGAAAGAUGUUAAUCCAAAUAAACGUUUCAUCGUUAGGCUUGGGCCUUAUGAGUUCAGUCACUCAGCAGCUGAGUCUGUUAUUUCUCUGGAGGUCUGUGAUACCACACACUCUCCUCCAACUUCAAAAAUCAUCUCCCAGGUGAAGAGGCCUUACUUCACCGCUGGUACCUCAACUUCCAUCCCAUUCACAGUUCUCCUAACUCCAGGAUAGUGUUAAUAUUUGGGAUAUUGUUUUUCAAAACUUUAAAAAUAUAAUGCAUUUUCUAAAACAUGUAACCUAGUGAGGACUGGUGCUGUAAUAAGACUUGUAUUUUAGAACUCUGCUGGAGCCAUGGAGUGUCUAUGAAAUAUCUUUGUCUCUAUCUGUCAUCCAUCAUCUACCUAUCCAGCCAUUGACAGAGAUGUAUCCCCCCUGAACAAUACAUGGUUUUAUUUA